Drosophila ficusphila is the source of this 3363-nucleotide messenger RNA. RefSeq names its product putative gustatory receptor 85a (gene Gr85a). Gene Ontology annotation, cellular component: membrane. Gene Ontology annotation, biological process: sensory perception of taste. The record is from RefSeq and is a predicted model, not a curated record. Bases 101 to 1282 code for a protein of 393 amino acids. The transcript has 2 exons. Lineage: Eukaryota; Metazoa; Arthropoda; Insecta; Diptera; Drosophilidae.
AUUGCCAAGCAACAAGUGUUCCCAAGAGGGUGGAUUCCUAACUGAGAUUCUUAUCUUCUCCUGAUAUAAAAAUGACAAGUUCAAUACAACCCUUUCAUAGAUGGCUCAGUUGCUUCAGAGGAAUUUAUCGGACAGGGUCAUGUUGUCGGUAAGGCGACUUGUCAGGCGAUUCUUGGGUUAUUUUUGUGCCCUAAAUGGAAUUGUGAAUUUUUACAUGGAUUACGAAUCGGAUAAAUUGCGCUGGAGUCGAUGCUUAGUCAUCUACAGGAUACUUCAAAACUUCAUAGUUCUUAUCAUGUCAAUGAAGUUUUUUUUUAAUUUUUGGGAGAUACUCGCUGAAGAAAUGGAAAAAUCUACUCUGAUGACGAUUAACUUUCUGAUUUAUUUUGCAUUGGUGUUUCUCACUUUAAUCAGCUGCAUGGCAUGUACUUACCGCUGGCAAAAGAGAAUCUUUAGGAUUUUUAAUAAGCUACAAAGGCAAAAGAAGCUCUGCGAGAUGAUGGGAUACAGAGUGCCGAAGGAGAAACAGCUUUAUAUGGACCGAUUGCUUUAUAUACUCACUGCUCUGCUGAUCCUUCGUCUUGGAAUUCAUGUGGCCAUGUUUGUUUUUCAAGCAGAAUUGCACUUCAAACAUCCCUGCAACUGUUUUUUUUCCGAAUGCAUGAUAUUUGCGAUGAGCUACUUGUUUUUUGCCCUCUUGGCUAAGAUAUGCCAAAGUUGGUGGCGACUGGAAUUCGGCCUUAAGAUGUUAAUUUUUAAUCAGAAACCCAUACCUGUCUCUCGGCAAUUAGGUGAGCUUUGCAGGCUGCGCAACAUGUUUCAGUCCCUGAUCAACUUACUCUCGGAGCUGUGCUCCAUAUUCCAAUGGGUCCUUCUGUGCUACUUGGCUCGGAAUAUUUGGAGUGGCAUUGUGGUUGGUUACUUAGAGGUUCGCUUAGUGUACAGAUAUGGACGUGACGACGAGGAGUUGAUGUACCUGGGGCUAGGCUUCGUCAUCUGCCUUCAACCAAUUAUGCUUUCCUGUUUGUUGAGCACUAUUAGCUUUAAAACAUGUUCCCUACUCGAGGAGACGAGGGACCUCUUGAAAACCCCGCACAAGCGAAGUGCCCAGGUAGAGCAAAGCGUCGAAUGGUGGUCACUGCAACUGGCCUGGCAGCACACAUGCGUCUCCAUUUUUGGCACAUUUCGCUUGAAUCGCGCGUUGGCAUUUCAACACGUUGCUGUCAUUUGGUUGCAUACUCUAUACUUGGUGCAAAGUAACUACUAUUUCUUGACCAAGUAAAUUUCAACCCUCAACAUAAUUUUUUAAAACUUUAAUCCAAGAAGGAACUAUGCACUAUGUAAUUCCUUAAAAGAAUACAUUUCCAAUCAAUAAAAACACAAAUGUUUAGUUUUGAAAGUAUCAUUUUGCUCUUGUCUUUUCUGUUUUAUUUUUAUUAUAGAAUUUUUAUUUUGUUUAGCUUACUUCAUACAAUUAGUUGUUUAGGUUUUUAUUCAUUCUGAUUUCGAUUUAUUGUUUAAAAUCAACAUUCAUAAACACGUUCAUUGAGAUGAUUUUUAGCGUUUCUUGCAUUCUUUGUUGUAUAUUUUCAAUCGCUUAAAAUAGUUUUGAAAAUGAUUUAUAUUGUGGGAGUUCUUGUAGCGUGAUUGGUGUUAGAGAUUGGUGUUAAUGAUUCGAUUCGGUGUGAUGAGAGUGGUGGAUCCUUAGGUAUACGUACAUAUGUAGAGCGGUGUUCUAUGGACAGACGCCUAGUACAAAAUGUGCACAUCCUAUCCGACAUAAUGGGUUAAUGGCUGAUCGGGGAUCGGAAACAACGGGGGGUUACAUCAGUGCAUUAAUGCAGGACAUGAAGCGUAAAAAGCCAACCGAGCAACAAGUAAUAAAGUAUCCCUAAAUCCCUAGAUGCUGUGAUUUUCAUUAGCUUCGAUCUGUACAUUGAGUGUAAAUAUACAAAUAUGCCUGUGUUGUCUGCCUGUAUACAUAUAUAUAAAGACGCAAAAUAUAUCUAUUUAUGAUCUGUAGUUUGUGUGUGUGUUCCCCUCAACUCGCACAUCCUUUCCUUCUAUUUUUUGUAUGUCUAAAAAUGUUCGCGCGUAAAACGUUUUUCCGUUAGUUUCGGUUGCAUCUGCUGCAUAAUUUGCUUUGCAAAAAAUAUAGUCGCCCCACACGCACACCAGCCCACCGUAGGAUGUGCAGGACAUGUGCGUGUGUGCGCGCUCUCUAUCUCUUUUCUUUUUGUUUUUGUUUUUGUUUUAGUUCUGUAGGUACUCGAUUCUCACCAAUGUUUAAUUGAAGUGUUAAACAUCUCUGCUGCUCUGUAUUUCGGAUAUUCGUUAUGUUUUUGUUAUGUUUUUUUUUUUAAAGGGUUAAAGGUCAAGGGUCGCUCGUGAUUGGGUUUCGGUUUGUUGGGUCCUCGAGUUCUUUAGCUGCUAUUACAUUAGUUUCGGUGUCGACUUAAGCUUUUCACAUUAAGACAACGGUUCGUAUGAUUAAUGCACAUCUAUGUAUCUAGGGGUACUGCAUAUACGUAUAGGUAUAGGUAUAUGAACAAUCAUUGCCGUCGUCAGAGGGGAGUUCUUGUUCUUGUUCUUGCUCUUGCUCUCGUUCUUGUUCUCGAUCGCUAUUCGUAAUUUCGGUUAGAUAUAUGUAUGCAUAUGGUUAUAUAUAUUAUCUGUAUUUAAAUAUAUGUAUACUGUAUACAUGUAUAAUUAUAUGCUUAUAUAGUUGCUGCUGCUGCUGCACAGUGGCUGUACUUUGUUUAACAUGGAAUAUACACGACACUUAGUUGCUGGUUAUUAUUUUUACUUGGUUUCAAAUGGUUUUUCUUUCUUUCGUUUGGAAAUGCAAAACACCGUAUUUUUAGUGUUAGUUACUCUGUGUCUGUGUGCCUCUCUGCUCGUUUUGUUUUUGUUUUCCCUUUUUCUUUUCUUUUCUUUUCUUUUAUUUUUUUGUUUGGUUGGUUUUUCACCUGCUCCAGGCCUUCGCCUCUGGCUAAUGGGCGUGGCAGGGGGUGGUUGCCGCCCCGUUUAGCGCCUCUUUUGUACCUUGUUAUGUGGUGAUCAGUGGCGGCGAUCCUGGCGACCGCCGCCUGCCUUUAAAGUAUGCUCUAGCCUAACCUCGCGGACAACCAGUUCAACUAGUUGGCUAGUCCAAGCAGAACCGAGAUAAGUACACAGUGGGGGUAAUAGAAUCUUCGUAACAGCAAACAAGUCAACAAGGUAAACAAAACAAAGAUGAAUCGAUCUGAUUGGGUACGUUACUUCUAUACAUGUAGACACAACAACAAGUAUAUAUAUAUCUAUAUAUAUAUAUAAUAUAUCAUAGAUUUAUCUCUCAUUAAUCUCCGUCUUACUGCUUACGAA